This is a messenger RNA of Actinia tenebrosa (Australian red waratah sea anemone), 768 nucleotides long. RefSeq lists its product as uncharacterized. The record is from RefSeq and is a predicted model, not a curated record. Lineage: Eukaryota; Metazoa; Cnidaria; Anthozoa; Actiniaria; Actiniidae.
UCACCUGCAAGACAAGUUUGGCGAGGAAAGUUUAGAAUCUCACUUCAGACACUUGUUUUCUCCGAUGGCCACCGAUGAAAUUCUCUAGAAGUUGUCGACUUACGUUUUUUUUUGAGUCAAACGCAUAAGGGACGGAAAAACUUGUUAAACUGGAGAAGAUGUAUCUUAAACAAAUGAUUUUUUUAGGAUUCUCAGACCGUACAUUUUCACACAGAUCAUUGAUUUUCCCACUGUUGCUAUUUAUUUUAUCUGGUUAUUGCAGUGCCGUUCCUUCAAGAACUACUUCGAGUGAUUCAAGAUCGUGUUACCAAACUGGUGCUCCAGAGAAAAACGUAACUUUGAUGUACGGUUUGGAUAACCCCAAGGUUGAAAAGUCUUUGAUCGGACAUGUAAAAACGUUGAAAGAAUGUGUGGAAAUUGCAUGUCGAAGAGAAAACGCCUCUCUUGCCUUCACGUCGCGUUUCGACUGCUACUCAGUGACCUGUCAUGGGGAUGAAGAGUUAUGUUGGCUUUUACCGAGUUUUAAUAACCCAACAUUGGUUUUUGCUAGACUAGAAAGAAAGAAAUUCAAUGACUCAAAAAAAUCAAAAGAAACGAAAAAAGGCGGGUAAUAGUGACUUUACCUGUCGCUGGAGGUAUUGUACCUGCUAUAUAGGACAUAUAGUAUUGAUACUCCAGAAAUCUAUCUAUCCUUGCAGCCCCUUGUGGCAAAUGUAAAAUAAGAAUAAAAUUCAAAACAACCAUUCGAAUAAAAUAUUUAAAGAUGUA